CACCCCAUACCUCAGCAAGCCCUCCUCCUCCCUCCUUCCCCGCCGCCGCCGCCUUUGCCCUCCCCACCCCACCAGCAAGGACUCCGGUCACCCCAGCCACCACUACUCAUAUCUCCACUGAUUCCUUCCUUACCGUCUUCAUUUUUCUGCUUUAUCUGCAGCACCUCCUCACACUUUUUCCAUUUCUUGGGCGGCUACAACCUUUGGAUCUGUCGCCACCGCCCCAUAAAUUUUAAUCCCUCUCUUCUUGACCCCUCCACCACUUCUGCCUCUGAUCAGCAGGCCACCACCUCCUCUUCCCCCCUCCGAGGUAUGGUAACUUGUGAGAGCUAUCGUGAUCCAAAACAAGAAACCUAAUCUAUUGGCGAACUUGAGAGAGAAGACGACAUUCCUGACACAUAAAAGAAUGCCUGAGAAGUUUACAAAUGAAGGAAACAAGAAAGUGGUCAUGGCUGAUGGGGCAGACCACAUAAGCGCUCUCCCGGAUGAGCUCCUCCAAUACCUGCUCUCCUUCAUUCCAUCACGUGAGGCCGUGCAGACGUGUGUGCUCUCCCAGCGUUGGCGCCACCAAUGGAAGUAUGUGCCUGCCCUUCGAAUAAACGACGUCGACAGUUUCUACAGUGUUCAGCAGCUGAACAAGUUUGUCCACCACCUUCUGCUGCACCGCAAACGGACUCCUCUGUAUGUAUGUGAGCUUGAUUCUUUUCGCAAUGGGGAAGUUGCAGAAUGGUACCAAUAUGCUGUAUCAUGUGAAGUUGAGAUGCUUCAGGUAGACACUGCCCAUUCAGCUGAUUAUUGUCGAUUACCCGAGAUGGCUAUCACCUCCAACCACUUGACAACACUAGAAUUUAGUGGUGUGCAGCUGGGGCAUAUCUCUCUAGAUUUUUCAGGUUGCCUGAAAUUGGAGGUAUUAGUGAUGCGCGGGUGUAAAAUCUUGGUGCAGAAGAUAUUGUCCCAAUCAGUUAGAAGUUUGAGCAUAACUCAGUGCAAUUUUGAGCUCAAUACUCGCACUCAUAUUUCAGCUCCUAGUCUUAUUUCUUUAGAACUUGCUGAUAUUCUGGGCUGGACUCCUGCACUUGAGAGAUUGCCAUCAUUAUCAACAGCAUUUGUCAGGCUGGAUGAUCGUUGUGAAGACUAUUGCUUACACAGUUACUAUGGGGAUUGUGGCGAUCAAGUUUCAUGUGGAAAAUACUGCACUAGAUUCUAUGAUGUCCAUGAUGAUGAUUGUGUGCUUCUUGGUGGUCUGUCGAACGUCACCAAUUUAGAGUUGAUAACUUCACCUAAAGUGUUCAUUGUCAGAAAGGAUUUGCUUAUGCGCCCAACGUUUAGCAAGCUAAAAACAUUAUUGCUUAAUGUUUCGGAUGCGGAUGCUGGCUUCGGCCCAUUGGUUUACAUUUUGAGGAGCUCUCCAGUACUAGAGAAGCUUACUCUUCAACUGUAUGAGGAACCAAAAGCUAAGAUAGAAACAGAUGGAAGCUGCAACCUAGAGGAGCAAUUGGUGGCAUCCAAGAAACUGAAAGUAGUUGAAAUCAAAUAUUCGAAAAUUGUAGUGCUUUGCAGAGUUUUACAGAUUCUCAACACUUGUGGUGUACCUCGCAAGAAAAUUAACAUUGAACGUACGGAGUUGUGGUCUUUUGGAAGUCAUUUCAGUUUCGAGCAGACUUAACAGUUCAGCUGUCUCGUUUGUCAAAAUCUGAAGUGAUUUACCUGGUCAAGACAUGCAUAUGUUUUGUGUAAGAAGUUCAGAAACACCUAUCAAGUACAAUAAGAAUGGAUGUAAUGGUAUAAGUUUCAUGUAAUUGAACAAUCCAGUAUUGUGUGAUGAUUACCUGUAGAACUUGUGCCUUGUGGCCUAUAUAUAUAUGCUCUGUGACAUGCUUCUGUCU
Oryza sativa Japonica Group (Japanese rice) is the source of this 1886-nucleotide messenger RNA. Its product is annotated as F-box/LRR-repeat protein At1g52650. Lineage: Eukaryota; Viridiplantae; Streptophyta; Magnoliopsida; Poales; Poaceae. Gene Ontology annotation, molecular function: protein binding. The record is from RefSeq and is a predicted model, not a curated record.